UGUCGGUUUGUCUGGACUGAUUACGCCCUCGCUAGAUGAGAUGAUUCAUGUUGCCAAGGAGAUGGAGAGACUGGGAAUGAAGUUACCAUUAUUGAUAGGGGGUGCCACAACCUCCAAAACCCACACAGCUGUCAAGAUAGCUCCUUGUUACUCUAACCCAGCUAUACAUGUUUUAGAUGCAUCAAAAAGUGUUGUGGUGGUUUCCUCAUUAUUACAAGAACUCGAAAAGCAAGAGUUUUUUGAGGAAAUUCAAGAGGAGUAUGAAGAGAUCCGUGAGGAUCAUUAUGAUUCUCUGAAAGACCGGCAUUUCUACACAAUUGACGAGGCAAGGGGAAAGCAGUUUAAGAUUGAUUGGACAAAUGCAGAUACCAAGCCAUUGAAACCAAUGUUUAUAGGUACUAAAGUCUUUAAAGACUAUGACAUUAUGCGUUUAGUAUCCUAUAUUGACUGGAAGCCUUUCUUCGAUGUUUGGCAGUUGCGAGGAAAAUAUCCAAAUAGAAGUUAUCCAAAAAUAUUCAAGGACAAAACCGUUGGUGAUGAAGCUCACAGAGUUUUCAAUGACGCACAAAAAAUGUUAAAGCGGAUCAUAAAAGAGAAACUCUUGAAAGCUACUGGUAUUGUUGGCUUCUACCCAGCGCAUAGCAUUGGCGAUGAUGUACAUGUGUUUACCGAUGAUGAAAUUCCAAGGCAACAGGAACCAAAAGCUGUGUUUUAUGGCCUUCGUCAGCAGGCUGAGAAGGAGUCGGGUCCAUACACAUGUCUGUCUGAUUUCAUCGCUCCAGCUAACACCGGUGUUGCAGAUUACAUUGGUGCAUUUGCAGUGUCUGUUGGAUUUGGUGCAGAGGAGAUGUGUCGUCAGUAUGAGCAGGAGUAUGAUGAUUACAGUAUCAUCAUGGCAAAGUCAUUGGCAGAUAGGCUAGCUGAGGCAUUUGCUGAAGAGCUUCAUGAGCGAGUUCGGAAGGAAUACUGGGGUUAUAGUUCAGAUGAGAUCCUUGAUGCCAAAGACUUACACAGCAUUAAAUAUACGGGUAUACGUCCAGCUCCUGGUUACCCAAGCCAACCAGACCAUACAGAAAAGCUGACCAUGUGGAAAUUAAUGAACAUAGAGAAGAGUACCGGUAUCAAACUCACUGAAUCCCUUGCCAUGAAUCCUGCUGCCUCGGUAUCCGGCUUGUACUUUUCUCAUCCACACUCCCACUAUUUCUCCGUUGGGAAAAUCGCAAAAGACCAGGUUGUGGAUUAUGCUUCUAGAAAAAGGAUGAAUAUUAAUGAGGUGGAGAAAUGGCUUCGACCAAUCCUAUCGUACGAUUCUUAGUCAUGUGGUGUACAUGUCUUUUACCAAAUAGGGUAAAUAGAAGAUAAGAUGAUUAUUAUAAUUAUUGUUGUUAGCUCUGAGAUAAGUUUAUAGGGUGCUAUAGCAAGCAUCUAUAUAUUAUUAUUAUUUUUAUUAUGAUUAUCAUUAUUUAAUAUUAUUCUCUCUUGUAUUUCCUCUUUCUGUAUCUAUUAUUCUACAUGUCUCUGGAAAGUACAAUAAUUUGGAAUUUUUGUUUAUAAUUUAAGUUGUUUUAUUCCUCAUUAUUUUAAUAAAUAAAAUAAAAAUUUAAAUGAUAAAUAUAAAUAGUAAAAAUACAAUAGUCAUAAUACCUCGAUAAAGCGAUUGCUAAUUCUUUCCAUAAAAAAAUAUAUUUUGUUUACUUGAUAAGAUUUUGUUAACAUAUAAUUUGUAAGUUUUAAGUUACUUUGUUUAUUACUAAUGAAGUCAAUGUGUAGCUUGGUAACUAAGAUUCUUGCAUUCCACACUUCAAAUUGGAUUGGAUUUCUUCAGUGUGAUACACCCCAAGGAUAGGAAAUCCAGUCCUACUCUGUGUAACAAUGUGAUUUCUAGUUAGCUGUUCAUUUGUAGUUCACAUUUUGCAUUUAAAGACACAUGCCUGUGUUAACUGCUUUUGGUGGGAUUAUGCCUUUAUUCUUUUAUAAAUCAUCUGCUUUCACCUAAGCAUGACCGAAAAAACGAACAUUCCUUGUGGCUUGAGGCAUCAUGUAUUUUCCUGCAGGAAUUUGUUGUUCUGAACCCUGACCACUGUUGGGUUAUAAGCUAUAGUGUGCAGAAGAAAAAUUGUAGUGGAUGAAUUUUACAAAGAUUUUCCAGGUUGGAAGAACGUAAUUGUUUACUGCAGGCCAGCACCUGAGCUGUACCUUAUGUGUGAGCACACAAUGUGAUAUUGGUGUCAUAAAGUGAAAUUAUCAAACACAUUUUAAAUAAUUAGUAGACUUUUUUUUAUUGAAAAUGGUGCAUUUUAAAUCCUAGUAAUAUUAAUAACAAUAUUAUUAUUAUUAAUUUAUUUAAUUAUAUAUAUAUAUAUAUAUAUCAAACAAAUUUUUAUGAAAAAGGUUAAGGUUGCACAAUUUGUGAAAAAUAGUAACAUUUUUGACUUCUGCUUAUCAUGUCUCAAAUUCUCUAAAUUAAGUACCAAGUGGAGUUAAAUAGCUUAAGAUGCUUGCCUUAAGUACCGAGUGGAGUUAAAUAGCUUAAGAUGCUUGCCUUAAGUACCAAGUAGAGUUGAAUAGCUUAAGAUGCUUGCCUUAAGUACCGAGUGGAGUUGAAUAGCUUAAGAUGUUUGCCUUAAGUACCGAGUGGAGUUAAAUACAGUAGCUUAGUGGUGAAGACAAUUGCCUUCCAAUCCCAGGGUUGUGGGUUCAAUUUCCGUGACAUUUUAAUAUUUAAUAUUUUGGACAAAAAUGAAAACAAGUUUGCCAGUCGGUACUUUAUUGUGUUUUAUCCUUGAAUAUUAUUUUUGUAUUUAGAAUAAAGAAAUCUCCUAAGUGUUAUUAUGAGAUAAUUAUUAAGCAUAACUUGACCCUGUUGGAGAACAGUAGACGUCUACUAAACAGGAUACAAAGUAUAGAAGAAAACAAAGUUGAGUGUGUGUGGGGGAGGAUGGGGAUGUGUGUGUGUCAAAAUAGCAAGCUGUGUGAUUGAUGGUUAAGAUGCUCACCUAUAAUCCUUUUGAUAAUUAAUAGGACCAUUCAGUGAAGAGAGGAAAAUUAUGAAUAUUUUAAAGUACUUGUAACAAAUUAUUUGUUUUCAUUUUCCUUGCAACAAUGGGCUUUCAAAACAAUGUACUGUAAUUGUAGCACAGUAGUUAAUUUUAUUAACAAAAUAAAAUAUGGGAAUUCUGUAAAACACCUAAUAGAAACCCAGUAUUCUAAUAGUAACCCACUGCAAAAUUUAAUUUAUAAUAAUGACCUACUACACUAGUAGUAAUCCAGUAGGGUACAAUUGAGAUGUCAGACUUCAUACAAGGUGAUAGGCCUACAAGUUUUUAGAUCAUUUAAAAUAAAGCAUGUAUGAGAUUGAAUUGUG
Messenger RNA from Anneissia japonica, 3364 nucleotides. Its product is annotated as methionine synthase-like. Lineage: Eukaryota; Metazoa; Echinodermata; Crinoidea; Comatulida; Comatulidae. Gene Ontology annotation, molecular function: cobalamin binding; methionine synthase activity; metal ion binding. The record is from RefSeq and is a predicted model, not a curated record. Bases 41 to 1315 code for a protein of 424 amino acids. The transcript has 8 exons.